Molecule: messenger RNA, 4247 nt
Organism: Syngnathus acus (greater pipefish)
Lineage: Eukaryota; Metazoa; Chordata; Actinopteri; Syngnathiformes; Syngnathidae
Product: E3 ubiquitin-protein ligase MARCHF6-like
Exons: 26
Coding region: 209-2956 (915 amino acids)
Cellular component (GO): endoplasmic reticulum membrane
Molecular function (GO): zinc ion binding
Source: RefSeq, a predicted model, not a curated record
UGGUGCCAUCUAGUGUCUACAAAGCGGCAUAGUCAAGUUGCAUGAAGUGCAUCCUCGCCACUGGUUGAUGAAGUAAAAAUGCUGUCUGAUGUCAGAUCUAAAGCUUGCGUCACCCCGAGACAAAAUGCGCACCAACUAGUGUCAAAUGAUAGCCGUUAAAUAGUAAGUCGCUGAGAGACAGACUGAAGCUGUGGAACAAGUGGUCAAGAUGGACACCGCCGAGGAAGCAGAUAUAUGUCGAGUAUGUCGGUCAGAGGGAACUCAUGACAAACCACUCUAUCAUCCCUGUGUCUGCACUGGCAGCAUCAAGUUUAUCCAUCAGGAAUGCUUGCUGCAGUGGCUGAAACACAGCAGGAAGGAAUACUGUGAAUUAUGCAAACAUAGGUUUGCAUUUACUCCAAUCUACUCUCCAGACAUGCCUUCUCGCCUGCCUGUCGAAGACAUAUUUGCAGGGUUGCUCACCAGCAUUGGAACCGCCAUCAGAUACUGGUUUCACUACACACUUGUGGCAUUCGCCUGGCUUGGCGUUGUCCCUCUCACAGCAUGUCGUAUUUACAAGUGUUUGUUUGCUGGCUCUGUGAGCUCUCUUCUUACCCUGCCACUAGAUAUGCUCUCAACGCAAAACCUGCUUGCAGAUUGCCUACAGGGUUGUUUUGUGGUCACUUGCACUCUAUGCGCCUUUAUCAGCCUGGUGUGGCUCCGAGAACAAAUUGUCCAUGGUGGUGCCCCUCAGUGGUUGGACCAGAAUCCACCACCUUUGGUUCCUAACCACCCAAAUGGCCCAGUACCAGCUAAUGAGCAUCCUGAUGAUAUAGCUGCUGCUGUCAACAUCGAGGGAGCUAUGAACCCUGACGGUCCACAUGGUCCAUUCCCUGCUAACCCGCACGAGGAUCUGGCGGCACUUAAUGAUGAGGACGAUGAUGAUGACGACGAUGAAGAUGACGAUGAUGAUGAAGAGGAAGAUGAGGAAGACAGAGAAGAGGAUGCUGCCAAUGCCAAUAAUGGAGAAGACUUAAACUGGAAUCCACUGGUGUGGGACCGCGCAGCAGAGGAGCUGACAUGGGAAAGGAUGCUUGGCCUGGAUGGCUCCCUUGUAUUCUUGGAACAUGUCUUCUGGGUUGUAUCGCUCAACGCUCUCUUCAUACUGCUCUUUGCAUUUUUCCCUUAUCACAUUGGCCAUUUCUCAGUGGUAGGACUUGGCUUCGAGAAACAGAUUCUAGCUUCACACUUUGAAGGUCUCCUCACCACCGUAGUGGGUUAUAUCCUCCUGGCUGGAGCGCUUGUCAUCUUCCAUGCGCUGACUUCAUUAGUGAAACUUCAACGUUCCAAGCGUCUUCUGGGACUCUGCUACGUUGUUGUCAAGGUAUCUUUGCUGGUUGUCAUGGAAAUAGGCUUGUUCCCACUCAUUUGUGGCUGGUGGCUAGACCUUUGUUCGCUGGAGAUGUUUGAUGCAACCUUCAAAGACAGGGAGCAGAGUUUCGACUCAGCCCCCGGCACAACCAUGUUUCUCCACUGGCUAGUCGGCAUGGUCUAUGUUUUCUACUUUGCUUCUUUCAUCUUGCUGCUCAGGGAAGUUCUACGACCUGGUGUGCUUUGGUUCUUGAGGAACCUGAAUGAUCCAGACUUCAACCCAGUUCAAGAAAUGAUCCACCUUCCCAUUUACAGACACCUUAGAAGAUUCUUACUCUCUGUGGUGGUGUUUGGUUCCAUAGUUCUUCUGAUGCUUUGGCUUCCUAUUAAGAUGAUUCAGUUCUUCUUCCCCACCAUCCUGCCCUACAAUGUUAUGCUUUACAGUGAUGCUCCUGUGAGUGAGCUCUCAUUAGAGCUGCUGUUGCUCCAAGUUGUCCUUCCCGCAUUGCUGGAGCAGGGUCACACUCGCCAGUGGCUCAAAGGACUUGUCCAUGCCUGGACAUUCACCGUUGGCUACGUACUGGAUCUCCACUCCUAUUUGCUGGGGGAUCAGGAAGACCAUGACAAUCAACCCAACAUCCCUCCUGGCCGCGAUAACAAUGACCAAAUCCCUGACCUCAAUGAGGGGCUUCAUGCUGCCCAUCAGGCCUUCUUGCAGCUGGACGGCCCAAUCGGCUUCCAGCCGUACCACCAGCCGCACAACUUCCUCAUUAAGAUAAUUCUGCUGGUUGUUUUCAUGUGUGUCACACUACUGCUGGCUAGUCUCUUCUGCCUCACGCUACCUGUGUUGGUGGGUCGCUGGCUCAUGUCGUUUUGGAUGGGGAGUGCCAUGGUUCACGAGCUGUACACGGCAGCCGGUGGCCUCUAUGUCUGCUGGUUGUCCAUCCGAGGUGCCACCUUGUUGCUAUCCUGGAUCCCGCAGGGAUGGACUGCCAUCAUGCUUAAAGCCCGUGAGUGGACCCUCAUGAUUGUGAAGACGUUGGUUGUCGCAGCGCUCUUAGCCGGAGUGAUUCCUCUGCUUUUGGGUCUCCUGUUUGAGCAGGUCAUUGUGGCUCCAAUUAGAGUCCCACUAGACCAGACACCUCUCUUCUACCCUUGGCAGGAUUGGGCCCUGGGUGUCCUCCAUUCUAAAAUCAUUGCUGCUGUCACACUGAUGGGCCCUCAGUGGUGGCUCAAGACUGUGAUUGAGCAGGUGUAUGCUAACGGUAUCAGAAACAUUGACCUUCACUUCAUUGUGAGGAGACUAGCUGUCCCAGUUGUCUGCAUUCUGAUGCUGGCUCUAUGUGUCCCCUACAUAAUCUCGAAAGGCAUAACACCUCUGCUGGUUGUGCAGCCGGAGAUGCUGAUACUUGCAGAGAGGAGGAUUUAUCCAUUUUUACUCAUGGUGGUGUCAUUGUUGGUGAUUCUGUCCUUCCAAAUACAGCAGUUCAAACAUCUGUACGAGCACAUCAAGAACGACAAGUACCUGGUCGGACAGCGACUGGUGAACUAUGAAGGCAAAUCUGGAACAAAAAAUUCAUCUGCCUCUUACAGCAACUCUUCAUAGACCUGACACUUGUGUUGGAUCAGUACCUCACUGCUGCCACUAACAUUAGCAACUGUGGUAAAACUCUCUCUGCUUGGUGCAGCUUUCAAAAAUCCUUCUGCCAAAGUAAAAGUGAGAUUGAGGUCUAAAUUGUUGCUUGGCUACAAAAACUCAUAACCAUAGAAGAGUGCCAAAGUUGUUGACUGCCCAUUGUCUAGUUUGUUUUUUCGUUUUGCUUUGUUUACAUGCAAGGAGUUCUCAAUCUCAAUCAGACAAAUCCCAACUCCCUUUAGCUAUUAGACAGUUGUGCUUUGUAUGCUUUUUUUAAUGCUCAAGUUGUGCUUCCUUUUUUUCUGAAACUGGUCAGACUGUUUGACAUUUCAACUAUGUGGGGGAGGGAAGGAGAGACAGACAAUUUCAAUAACAGAAACAUUAGCAGAAAAAAGGUCAGUUUAAAAGACAGCCCACAGACAGGCAACAUUUUAAAUUAGGGAUGUUUUAAUUCAUUUUAUCUUGGCACUGGUUAUUUUUUUAUUCUUCUGGUUAUUUUUUAUUAAUUACUUUCUUUAGAAAAUGUGCUGCUAUGACAUGUGUUCUGACUGAAUAUUUGUCCAAAAAAUAUUAUCACUUUCCAUUGAUCCAUUCUCUGGGGAAGUGCUCAUAUAACCCCUUAACUCAAUAACUUUUUUGUGUUUAUCUAAUCAUUUUGUUUAAUCAUUUUGUUUAAUGUUCCCAAAUUUUCAACAUUUGUAAUUUUUAGUAUUUUAUAUGCAGUCUUUGCACAUGCAUGUAAACCAGCUUCAGGGUGUUCUUACAAUGGCAAGAAUGACUCCACUCUCGUGUACCAUUUACACUGGAAAAAAAGUGCUGACUCGCAUAUAUUCUUGUCAAGCUGAGCCACACAGUUGUAUUUUAUUAAACAUGAAUGUAGUAUUGCAAUGAUAGAUGAGCUUAACAUUAAUUUAAGAUUGUCAGUCCCAACUUCAGUUUGAAUGUUUUGGUUAUCAGCUGCUAUUGUGUGUUCGCGUUUGUGUUUUUAAGUCAGGAUUUUACGAUGGUUGUGUCUUGUUAACAUUACGUUUUGUCAUGCUUGUGGCAUUUCUUUUUUAUGUGUAGCUUUCCUUUUUCUGAAAUAUAUAACUGUACUGCCGAUGUUAAUAAGUGCCCUUUUAGUAUGGCCUUGAUCUAGGUCUUAAAUUUUUAUUUUGGUAGGUAUACACAUUUAUUUUUGUAUGGAAAAAUAACGCAGUGUCAUGGCAACGGAAGGAGAAUUCUAAGUGGAUACAAAAUAAACAGUAUUGUGUUGAUUACA